AUGAGUUCCUGGAUGGUCGAACUCCUCAUCCUCGGAAAUGCGGAGAUGCCUGAUGGUCGAUUUACGGUCCGACUUGGCCACACCUACGGCCAGGCCGUUCCACCCUACCGCCUUUGGUGCGUCUAUGCGGAGGGGGUGGAUUUAGCCAAGCUCUCGCCGCAGCAGCGCUCCUUGUCCAGCACCAUGCCCGAGCUGGUGGUUGGCAGAACGGCCCAGGCGCCAGCUGUCUGGGACACUUUGGUGCCCGACCGAAGGCUGCAUGGCACGGUGUCUCGGGAACAUCUGAAGGUGCUUGUGAGAAGGUCGUCGAUCCAGGAAAGUACGCUGCCGCAGGCGUCCUUCCAAGUGCUCUGCCUGUCCUUGAACGGUGUGAUGCUCAAUGGGCACUUCAUCGGAAACGACUCGGGUGAGCACUGCCUGCAGCACGGCGAUGCCAUCGCGUUGGCAACGGUGGUGGAUGUCGGGGCUCAGCCCAGAGUUACUGCUCCAGAGAACCAAAGUCGCAAACCCUUCGUGGUCUUCCAAUUCGAGGUGCUGGGUCCCAGCCCGGCGGCCGAAGCGUUACCUACGGCCUUUCCAUCUGACAAGCGCAUUGCACCACCCAGGGGGCCUUUCGAGGACCUGGAUGAUAGCCUGGAUCUACUGCAUCCUCCCAGCGGAACGGUGGCAGGGCGAUGGCGUACGUCCUCGUCCGCGGAAGCUCCACCUGAUGCGCUGUACUGCUUGGAGGUGCAUGGAGAUGAGCUGCGUCCAAAUCUUCCGGCAGAGGUGAGACAGCUCUUCUUCUGUUGCGAGGCUCAGGGGCCGCGCCCUCCUCGAUUGCGUGUGGGACGCUACUACCAACGUGGUUUUUGGGAGAGCAUUCUCAACGACGAAAUCCUCACUGGAGGAACGCUCUGGGGCUCGAUGAUGGCGCAGGAUCACUUCGAAAUCAUCCCGGCGCGCAGAAACAAUCCGCAGUUGAUGGCUGAACCAGAGGAUUGGCGUUUCCGCUUGCGAGUGCUGAGUCACGCCGGCGUGGUGUUGAAUUACAGCACCAUGGUGACCGCCCAUGAUGAGCGAGAAUUAAGCCCCAGCGACACGCUCACAGUGAAGCGACCAAGCGAUCGCAAUUCAAGGCUUGUUUCGGGCUCUGAGUCCGGCCUACCUGGACUCCAUUUCACUUUCAUUCCUUUGGUGGGGCCUUUGGUGCAGCCUUUACCCACCAUCCGCGAGGAGGGUUUGACGGCCACGCCAUCCCCUCCCGGACCCAGGGCCAUGCUACCGGAGCUCACGGAUUCUGAGACGGAAGAUCCCCGACCAGGAGUUGCCCCGGUGCUGGGUGCGUUGGCGACGGCACUGCAGUGCUACACCUACGAAGUGCCCUGGUCAUCCAUGGGUCGUGGACUCGAACCUUCGCAAUGCCUCGCCAUGGAGCGUGUCGCGGAACGCGCGGAACGCGCCAGCCCCCGCGGCGGUGCCAGUCCCUGGCUGCUGCGAAGGUUGCUGUGCUGCGCUGGGACCUUAGUCUUGCUGCAGAACCUCAUGCUGUUGCAUUGGACGGCCAUGCGCGUCACGCAACGCGUCGUGACCGUGGCGACGGCAGAGGAUGGUAAAGAUGGCACGGGGGAGCAAAUCCAAGCACUUGAGGCGGAAAUUAGCAGGUUGCAGGAGAGCUUGCAACGGGCCUCCCGUGCCUCUGCACCUCCCGCGCUUCCGGCAGACACCCCGUCACCUCCGCUGGAAGUGGCGCCCCCGGCGUGGGGGAACUGGUCGCAGAGUUCCAGGGAUGCUGGGCUAGGGUCCCGGCAGCUCUCGCGCGAGUCCUCGCUCUUCAGCGUGCCGCGCUCCGAUCUGCGCUUCUUCGGCGACGUGUCCCAGGUGCCGCCCACGGUGCUGCUGACGGUGGGCUUUGGCUCGGUGAAGCGGCAGAAGGACUACGUCCUGGACACGGUGGGCAUCAUGAUGGGUCUGCGGGGCGAAGUGCCGGUGGACGCUGAGGAGCGAUCCAAGGUGGUCAUCGUGGCGCAUUUCGCCGACUUCAAUCUGUCAUGGGUGGAUCACAUCUCGCAGAAGUUGCAAGAACAGUAUGGUGAGUUGAUUCAAGGGGGACAGUUUCAUGGCAUCCACGCCAAACAGGAAUUCUAUCCACCGCUGGAGGUGUGCCCUCCAGACUGCAACUACAAGGAUGAGCCAAAGCGAGUGAAGUGGCGCUCCAAGCAGAAUGUGGACUACGCCUUCCUCAUGUACUACGCGGCGCCCUUGGCGCCCUAUUAUCUGCAGCUUGAGGAUGACAUCAACUUUGCACCCAACUGGAUCUCAAAGAUCACAGGCUAUUUGACGAGUUCGUUUCCUCCCACGUACCGGUCCAAAGAGAACGCCCCCUGGCGGCUCAUCGACUUCAGUCAGCUGGGCUUCAUCGGAAAGAUGUUUCAGUCCAAUGAGCUGACGCGUUUGGCGCAGUUCUUGCUGCUUUUCUAUGAUCAAAUGCCUUGCGACAUUUUGCUGGGCCAAUGGGUGCUGUCCAUGACACAGGGGAAGAAGAUUGAAUACUGGAAGAGUCACAGCUCGUUAUUUCAACAUGUGGGGAUUUUUCGAUCCCUCGGCGGCUUUCAAUCCCUGCAGGAAAAGAAGUUUGACAAAGGUCCAAUCUUCGACAACCCUCCUGCCAACAUCACACGCAACUUUAGCAUCGUCCCCACCUACGACUCACAGUUCAUCUACUUUCCUGGGGGCGACCCGCAGACUCGGAACGACGUCUGCGACUUUUCCGCGAGUCCCCAGAAGCAGAAGAUCAAGAGAUGCUGGUUCUGGGCCAAGAACCUUCAGGCGAAUCAACACCUGACGCUUUUGUUUCAGAAGGAGGUCCCCAUCAAAGCCAUCCUGGUGGAGUUUGGGAACGACCAACAUCCCAAAGACUUGCUGCAGAACGGCGUGCUGCAAAUGGCCCCAAGUGGCCAAGCAGCUUGCGGAGCCUUCAGAAAUCUACUGGUGCUCUCACGCGUGACCACGGUCUAUUGGGAGGAGGGAGUGAGCAGUCCACCUCAGCUUCCCUUCCCGAAGAUCCGCUGUCUUCGAAUUCUGGCCCUGGCGCCGCAGACGGAAUGGAUGGUGAUUCUUCAGAUGCAGAUCCGAUCGCAGUAGCCUGGAUCGAUCGAGGCGAAAGCUCCUGGAUCGAUGAAUCGAUGUCCGUGGUCGGAUGUCCAUGGUGGAUAGGUUGUGAACUGUGAUUUUUAGCAGAACAUGGAGACAUGGCUGAAAAAAGAGCAGGUGAAAAAAUGGUUGAAAACCCAAACGCCUGCCUGAAGAAACCAUAUAUAUAUAUAUUGAAUCUGUAGGUAUGGCUUUGUCUGAAGAAUUGGCCCAGGAAAUUUGUCCUUUUUGAAUCCAUUCUUUCAGACAAAACCAUACUUUCUGCCAAGUCGCCAGCUGUCGGCAGCAAAGCUCUGCCUUGGCGAAAAGGAUGGGCUGACCAUGGCUGACCGACCGGCUGACCGACCAUGGCCGACCGGUCUUUGAUUUUGGUGCCAACUUGAGGAUUUGAUGAAAAUAUGAUGAAAAUAUGAUUCAGUUAUUGCUGG
This is a messenger RNA of Cladocopium goreaui, 3560 nucleotides long. The record is from the annotation of a GenBank genome assembly. Lineage: Eukaryota; Dinophyceae; Suessiales; Symbiodiniaceae.